Cydia amplana is the source of this 7070-nucleotide messenger RNA. RefSeq names its product unconventional myosin-XVIIIa (gene Mhcl). Gene Ontology annotation, cellular component: cytoplasm; myosin II complex; myosin filament. Lineage: Eukaryota; Metazoa; Arthropoda; Insecta; Lepidoptera; Tortricidae. Gene Ontology annotation, molecular function: ATP binding; actin filament binding; cytoskeletal motor activity. The coding region runs from base 332 to 6820 and encodes 2162 amino acids. The record is from RefSeq and is a predicted model, not a curated record. Gene Ontology annotation, biological process: actomyosin structure organization. The transcript is spliced from 37 exons.
CGAGUUGCCUGCAGUUCGUAUGCUAUGAUUAGUUUAUUUGUGCCUUGAAUAGGAUAGCCUGUGUUCGGGCGCAUUGUACAGAACGCGAUUAUUAUCGACAUCUGUCAAAUCUUCAAUUUUACGUGUUUUGUGAUAGAGAUGGUGGAUUCUUGAUUAAUUUGCUGUGUCGGUGCAAAUUCACUCAGUGUUCAGUUAAAAUAAGCAUUAUAAUGUUUGGGAUUUGUGAUUUUGUGUUUUGUGUAUAGCAGGCUCGUAGCCAAAGUGGCGUUUGUGAAUUGAGGAUCACACAUUUGCUUAUUUGGAUUAAAAAUACUCGCAAAACCCGGUCGCCAUGUUCAACUUCAUGAAGAAGUCGACCGUCCUCGCCGGCGACACGGGGGGCUGCGAGGAGCGGGACGGGGAGAAAGAGAGACGGAAGAAGGAGAAGAAAGAGAGGAAGGAACGUGAGAAGCGGGAGAGGAUAGCGGCGGGGCUGGAGGAGCCGUUGAGGCUUGAGGAGGUUCGACGCUCACUCAAACUGCGAGGCAGACGCAAAGAAAAAGAGAAACUCCCCUCCGGCAUCACAGCUGACUACACCGCUUCAUUAUUCGCGCAUCUCGAGCAAGACUCCAAUUACUCUAACUACCCGCUAAUACCCACCUCGGGAUCCAACUCCAAUCUCAGCGACGAAAAUAACCAUCUUUCUCCCGGAUACCCCACCACGCAUGUUUGGAAUAGAAAGGAAGGCGUUCUUCAGUCGGAUAGCUCGGAGACAUCGCUGAAUUCUCUAAACAACCCCAAUAAUGCUAACAGUAGCCCCCGGCAGCCGCAAGUACUACCUCCUAUUCCACCCAGACCACCAAAGCGUGGCAUACUUAAAGGGCCCCGACUUAGCAAUACUAGUAAUAAUUCCCAAGAAAGUAACAUACCAACCGUUGAUACCGUCGAUCACAUCAAUGGCCAAGAUUCCAAUGUACUAGCGCGUAACACGCAGCAAAAUGAACUCAUUUCGUAUGGAAUACCGCCGUCUAAAAGCACUUCAUCCAGCGAUGAUUUGCAGCAACUGCAGAACUUUACUAAAAAGGUCAUCCACAGUCCAGUUGAAAAUCAGGUUAAGAACAAUUACAAAAAUGGUGGCAAUCCGUCGAUCACCACUCAGGACAUGGAUGAAAUGCCAAAAACGAAUGGUAGCAGUUACUUAGGUGUCACAUCAACAUCUCCAAGCGCUGAUUCGUUGACUGACACAACUACUAAUUCAUCAUUCGCUACUCCGCCCUUUUCUACAUCUCCUGUGGGCGAAUCUCAGGGUUUCCAUAGAUGGUCACGAACAAGCAAUUUCGAAGACGUUUAUCUGCCUUUACCAUCCUUAAAACCGCUGCUGCUUCCUAAACCAAGAUUGCUGACAAUUCAACGACAGAAAGCACCAAGAAAUGAUUUCGGCUUUAGUCUUCGUCGCGCAGUGGUACAAGAAAGAAUUUUCAGCGGCGAUUGUAACGGCCACGAGGAGAACGGAUUGACCAAUGGCGAUAACAAAUGCAACGGUAACAUUACUAGUGCAGUUGCUAGCAAAGUUGUACAGAAAGCUGUGAUUCUCGCUGAGCCAGGGUCUUACCCUGGGGCCAGUGAGUCGGGCUUACUGCCUGGUGAUAGACUUCUAGAAGUCAACGGGGUUAAUGUAGAAGGCAAGAGUCGCGAGGAAGUUAUAGACCUCAUCAAAAGCAGUCAAGAUUCUGUCACCAUUAAGGUCCAGCCAAUAGCUGAGCUCUCGGAGCUGUCGCGAAGGAAAGCGGUGGACGGCGGUGGCGACGUCGAGCUCUCGGACAGUAACGUCCGCGGCGGCACGCUCAGCCGCUCGGGCAGCCGUCGCUUCACCAGCACCCAGGCAAAGUCAGAAGAGCAGUUAGCAUGCGAGAAGGAAUGGCUGAAAGCUGGUCAUAUGUGGCUCGCACACCGCGGCGGGUUCACGGCCGUAGUGCGAGAAGCAGACGCCGACGCGGGCCGUGCGAGGGUGAGGGUGCUGCAGACUGGGGAGGUGCUCACCGUCGACGAGGAUGACUUGGAGAAGGCCAAUCCACCCCAGAUGGAGCGUUGCGAGGACAUAGCCUCACUCCGCUGCUUGAACGAGUGCGGCGCGCUCAACGUUCUACGAUCGCGUCACGCCGCCGGGCUGCCUCACGCCCGCGCCGGCCACGCGCUGCUCGUGCUCGGACCGCCUAAACGCAGUUCCCCCAUCUAUACUGAGAAGGUAGCAGCAAUGUUCCGCGGCUGCCGCGCCGACGACAUGCCGCCGCACAUAUUCGCGGCCGCGCAGUCCGCGCACCGCUGCAUGCUGGCGUCACGACGUGACCGCGCUAUUGUUUUCACGGGAAGAUCCGGAUCAGGCAAGACAUUAGCCAUGCGGCAUUGCAUCUGGUACCUGGCGAGUGCGUAUCCUGCUCAGGGCUCCAAGCUCACCCCGGAGCGAUUGAGCGCCGCAAUGGAUAUACUGCAUAUGUUUGGAUCGUGUCGCACGGGCUCCAACCCGCACGCGUCGCGCGUGGUGUCCCUGGUUUCCCUGGACUUCGAAGGUGGCGGCGCGCUGGUGUCGGCCUCCGUUCAGACCCUGCUGCCGGACCUUCGACCAGGCCGGUCCCGGCUCACCGCAUUGCAUACACUAUUCCACGGCUGCGACGGCCGCCUCCGCCGCGAACUGCUCUUCGACCAAGCCCCCGUCAACGCUCCCAACCCGUUCCUCACGUCAAGCGAGAAAGCCGACGCGCCAGCCGACUUCUCAGCUUUGAAGGAAGCUUUCCAGUUACUGGGAGUUACUGAGCAGGAGCAGAUGGCUGUCUGGAAGAUACUGGCUGCUAUCUGCCAUCUUGGUUGGGCUGGGGUAGUUAAAGCGAACUCCGGGUCCGGUAUGAAGUACCAGUUCGGCAACGCGGGCCUGGCGGCGCGCGCGCUCGGCGUGACGGCUGAAGAGCUCACACGCGCCGUGUUCGUCGCCACCGGCCCCUCUUCCCCGCAGCCCAAUAACAACCUCAGGACUCCUUCGCCAUCCACUGAGAGGGAGAUUUCUGGCACCGAAGCCCUCGACGCUUUCGUCGGCGGCCUGUACAAUGAGACCUUCAACAUCAUCGCUGCUCUGGUCAACAGGAGCAUUUCAACAUCGGCGCGGACGUCAGCAUCUCUGCUGCUCUUGGAUGCGCCUGGCGCUGACAACCCUAUGUCUUCUGGUCACCAGAGCGGUGCUCCACUCUCCAAACUACUCUCCAACUAUCUACAGGAGCGUUUGCAAGGUGUGUUCCACGACGCCAUGCUGGUGGCGCCGCGCGAGCGCUACGCACAGGAGGGCAUCACGCUAGACGACGGCGCUGAAGAAGAUUGGCUGUCAGAGACAGUGAACCCGGGGCCGAUGGUGGAACUGCUAGACAAGUCUCCGCAGAAUUCCAUCGUUCGCAGCUCGCAAGCCGACCUGCGUGAGUGCGAUCGACGUGGUCUUUUAUGGCUUUUGGACGAAGAGUCCAUGUACCCCGGCUCGUCCGACGACACGUUCUUAGAGCGAGUGAUGACGCACUACGGGCCGCCGAACCAAACUCAAUAUCUCAUCAAGAAAGCGCCGCACGCGCGACAGUUCGCUUUGCAACACCUCCAGGGUACCAAUCCAGUCCUGUAUGACGUCACGGGCUGGGUAAAAGCGAGCAGGGAGAGCCCAGUGACAAAGAAGGCGCUAACUUUGUUACAGGAAAGCCAAACCGAGGAGAUCGGUCGGCUGUCGAGCUGGGCGCGCGGCUCGUGCGGCGCGGGCGCGGGCGCGGGCGCGUGCGCGUGGGGCGCGGGCGCCGGCGACACGGCCACGCUGCGCCGCGCCUCCUCCAUCCGCCGCACGCUCACCGCAGGAACAGCGGGCAUGAAACGGCGCUCGACAGCGUUACAAGCCAAGUUCGUAGCUGACGGCAUUGUGGACACGUUGCGUCGCUGCGGCGCUGGCGGCGUGCAGUUCGUGUGCUGCCUGCUUACCGCUCAACCGAAUGACCAGAACGAUGAUGUCAAUGUGCCCCUGCUGCGUUCGCAGUUCCGUGGGUUCCAGCUUCUGGAGGCGGCGCGCCUCUACAAGCAAGGCUUCCCGGAACACAUGCCGCUCUCCGAGUUCGCCAGGAGGUACCGCCUGCUCGCCACAUCAGAGAGCGAGUCAGAAGAAGUACCGCCAUCAUCACCCCUCUCGGAUCGUCAGGUCGUAGACGACAUGCUACUUGCGCUUGACCUCGACGUCACCAGCUACCGACUCGGGCUAACUCAGAUUAUGUUCCGCGGCGGCGUCGUCGGCGGGCUGGAUGCGCGCCGCGACGCCGCGCUCGCGCGCGUGUUGGUCCGCCUGCAGGCGCGCGCGCGCGGGCUCCUCGCGCGCCGGCGCGCGCAGCGCCUGCGCACGCAGCACACGGCCGCGCGCUGCGUGCAGCGCAACGUGCGCGCGUUCCUCGCCGUGCGCGACUGGCCGUGGUGGCGGCUGCUUGUACGGGUUACCCCGCUGCUGGCUGUGCACAGGACCGAGCAUCGGCUUAAGCAGGCGCAGGAGGAGUUAGAGACCCUGCGAACUAAACUGGACAAGGUGGAUACCGAACGCACCCACUUCAAGAAUGAAAACGAAAGGCUCGAAACAAAGCUGUCGGAGGUGGGCGGCGACUUGGCGGAGGAGCGCGCGGCGGCGGCGCUCGCCACCGAGCGCGCCGACGCCGAGGCCGCCGAGCGGCUGCGCAUCGAGCGCGACAACCGCGACCUGCUCGCCAACAACCAGCGGCUGCAGCAGGCAUCCGAACGUCUCGAGCUGGAGCUCCUGCACUGGCGUUCAGCCGACAACGGAGGCGCCGAGCCUUCAGACUCUGAGGGUUCAGAGGCCGACGCCACUGCCAAUGGCGACAAGUACAAGAGGAGAUACGAGCAAGCUCAUAGGGAGCUGCAGUUGUUGCGGGCGCAACUGCGUCGGCAACACGAGGACGACCUCGAGCAACUUGUCACGGUUAAGAAGCAACUCGAGAAAAAGGUGCAAGAUGCGUACGAGGAAGUGGAGGAGCAGAGGGCCGUGGCGGCGCAGUGGAAGCGCAAGCUGCAGAAGCUGACCAACGACAUGGCCGACCUGAGGUCACUGCUCGACGAACAGACCUGCCGCAACAACUUGCUCGAGAAGCGCCAGCGCAAGUUCGACGCCGAGCUGCACGGGGCGCAAGAAGAGCUGAAGCGAGAACGAGCUGCCAAGGAGCGCCUCUCGCGCGAGCGCGACCUCGCGCACGCCGACAAGUACGCGCUGGAGCAGAGCCUCUCUGAAGCUCGGCUAGAACUCGAGCUGAAAGAAGAACGCCUGACGGCGGCGCAGCGCGAGUUGGAGGAGCGAGGCGGCGGCGGCGACGAGGUAGCGGCUCUGAGGCGAACGAGAGCUGAGCUGGAACGAAGAGUUCGCGACCAGGAGGAGGAGUUGGACGACCUCGCGGGACAGAUACAGUUGCUGGAAAGUUCAAAGUUGCGCCUGGAAAUGUUGCUGGAGCAGCAACGCAAAGAGGCUCGCCUGGAGGCGGCCGCGCGAGAUGACGAGAUGGAGGAAACCCGUGCGAACGCGGCGAAGAAACUUAAGAUCCUGGAAUCCCAGCUGGAGAGCGAGCACUCUGAGCGCAGCCUGCUGCUGCGCGAGCGGCACGAGCUGGAGCGGCGGCUCGCGGCGCUGGAGGAGAGCGCCCGCGCCGAGACCCAGGAGCAGGCGCAGCUGGUGCAGCGGCUCAAGAGAGACCUAAAGCGGUACCGCGCGUUGCUCCGCGACGCCCAGACCAUGCUGGAACAAAAAGAGAAGGAGGGCGGAGCCAAGACGCAGAUCAGACAACUUAAGAACCAGGUGGAGGACCUUGAGCUAGCGGUCCGCGCGGCCACGAAGGCGAAACAGGCGGCCGAGGCAGAGGCGAGCGAGGCGACCGCCGCGCUCGAGGAGGCGAACCGCGCACGCAACGAGGCGGCGGAGCGCGCGCUCACCGCUACCAGAGACGCGGCCACGGCACGCGCCGCGCUUGACGAUGCGGAAGAGGAAGCGGCCGAGUUGCUAAAGAAAUACCGCGGCAGCACAAGCGCGUUAUGCGCGGCGCAGGCCGAAGCACGCGAGGCAGCCGCCAAAGCCGAGGCGGCUACUGAGGAGGCGAGGCAAGCGCGAGACAAGCUUGCCGAGCUCGCGCAACGCCUCGCCAGUGCCGAGGCGGGGCAUUCACAUACGCAACACGAGGCAGAGCGGCGACUGCAGCUGAGGAACAAGGAGCUGGAGUCGAGCUUAGAGCUGGAAGCGACGUCGCGCGCACGGCUGGAAGGUCAGCUAGCGCGGCUGCGCGAUGCGCACGAGCAGCUGGCCAACGAGCUGGCACAAGCGCGUGCGCGCGAGCAGCUGUCCGCCGACGAGCAGCGCAAGCUGGCGAGGCAACUCAGAGAGCUAAAGGAAGAGAACUCGGUUCUAAACGCGAAGCUGAGCGAGGCGGGGCGCGCGAAAUGCGUGGCGGAAGCGGCGGCGGCCGCGGCGGCGGGCGAGGCGGCGGCGGCGCGCGACGAGGCGCGGCUGGCGGCGCGGCGCGCGCACGCGCUGCAGGAAGCCAUCGCCGGGGACCUGUCCAGUCCGGGCGACGACGCGCCCUCGGACAGUGAUAACGACAGCUACAGCUCGGACGAGUCGAUCGGCACGUUCCUGGCCAACCACAAGCUGAGCCCGUCCGCGCCCUCCCGCAAUAGUAUGCAGCUCGACUCACAGAAGUCGGCGACUCCAGAGGGCCGCGCGUCGCGCUCCAGCGCAGGUUCAGGCUCGAAGCCGCUCAGCCCCACGAAGGAGUCGUUCGCAUAACAGCCGCCCGCCGCCGCCGGCCUGCUCGGCGCGCUGCCCGCCAAGCUGCUCUGCGCGGUCUUCUGCGCGCGCCCGCGGCGAACAGAACACACAGUGCUGGACUAGACACGCACACACACACCACGGUUGCAAUUGUCAAUGUUGGUACUAACGAUCCCACUUCUGAGAUCGCAGGAGAUAUCCCACUUCUGAUAUCGUCUUGUCCACCUCGAAAGUGACGAUGUUAGGAGUAACCAGUGUUUGAGUAUGU